Molecule: messenger RNA, 1039 nt
Organism: Olea europaea var. sylvestris
Lineage: Eukaryota; Viridiplantae; Streptophyta; Magnoliopsida; Lamiales; Oleaceae
Product: GDSL esterase/lipase At1g29660-like
Exons: 5
Coding region: 38-994 (318 amino acids)
Molecular function (GO): hydrolase activity, acting on ester bonds
Source: RefSeq, a predicted model, not a curated record
UUCAAUAAGCCACUUUGAGCUUAAACUUCCUUCAACAAUGGAAAAUAAUCUAAAAGUCUGGUUCAUCCAGUUUUUCAUUGUAGGAGUAUCCUUAAGUUUAAAGGCACAAUUAGUCUCUGCUGAACCAAAAUUUCCUUGCUACUUCAUUUUUGGUGACUCGUUAGUGGAUAAUGGAAAUAAUAAUAAUUUGAAUACCAGUGCAAAAGUCAAUUAUUUGCCUUAUGGAAUUGAUUUUCCACAAGGGCCGACUGGGAGAUUCACUAAUGGCAAGAAUAUAGCAGAUUUGAUAGAAUCUAUUUAUAUUAUAACUCAUCCAGGUGCUGUGAUCAGCUUGAACAAGCAAUUAGUAAAUCACAGAGUCAUGAAGUCAAGGCUUGCUGCCUUAGUUGGAGGUGAAAAAUUUGCAAAACAGUAUCUAAGCAAGUGCAUAUAUACAAUUGUGAUGGGCAAUAACGAUUACCUAAACAAUUACUACUUGCCACAAUUCUACUCUUCAAGCAGCCUAUAUACACCAGAGGAGUUCGCUGCAAUUCUUAUCAGACAGUACUCUAAACAGCUAACAAAGUUGUAUAAAUAUGGAGCAAGAAAAGUAGCUGUACUUGCACUUGGCCAAUUAGGCUGUUGUCCAGCAGAGGUAGCUUCAUAUGGCUCGAAUGACUCGUUUUGCAUAGAAACAAUCAAUAAUGCAGCCAAAUUAUUCAACGACAAACUGAAGCAACUUCUUGAUCAUUUCAACUAUCGUUUCGCAGAUGCAAAUUUCAUAUACACAAACACUGCUACCGAUUCAUAUGGAAACAUCACAAAUUUGAGCACUCCAUGUUGUGCUCUCUCGGAUACUGGACGUUGUCUUGCCGGAGCUAUUACAUGCAAUAACAGAGACGACUACAUGUUUUGGGAUGGAUUCCAUCCUACUGAGGCAGCUAAUUUGCUUUCUGCAAAAAAGGCUUAUACUGAAAUGUCUCCACUGUUCACCAAUCUUAUUGAUGCCGUAUAAAAACUCGAGAAUUUAUGUCCGUUCAUGUUAUAUAUGCUCAUUGUA